CUUUCAAAGCGCUUCUUGAAAAGUUCUGAUAAUCGCCAAGUUUUCCAUACGUUGCCGCAACGGUGGCCAUAGGGUGUUCUGUGCCACUCAGAUCGUCCGUGGAAACGUCGUCGAAAUUUUCAGAAAUGCCGCUGGAGAUCGACGAACUGUCCUCAAAACUGUCAUUAUAGUCGAGAUGACCACGUCGCAUGCUAUCACGGUACUCCCUCAGCCGUGCUUGCAUUUUCUCAUAGAUCGCUAUGCCUCCUUCGGAUACGUACCCAGACGGCUCUGCUGUUCGGGCUCGUUCAGUGCGAUCCAAAGUGUUACCCUCGGAAGCGUAACCAGAUGGUUGCAGCCGAAUAGUUGUUGAUACCGAAUCCAAUGAAUCUUCGCUGGUUGAUGAGUCUACGAAUUGACCUGUGUUUUCUGCUCUUCUCUGGUUGAGCAUUGGACUCACAACACCUACAGUCGGACUCAGAAGAGCAGCUUUCUUAGCUUCCGGUAAAUCUGACUUGGGAGUCUCUGCUUCCACGUCAGGUUCGAUCUUUUCAGCUGUUGCCGGGAGACGUGACGAUACCCCUUUCACCGCCAAUGUUGGUUUGUCAUCUAUGA
Molecule: messenger RNA, 594 nt
Organism: Haemonchus placei
Lineage: Eukaryota; Metazoa; Nematoda; Chromadorea; Rhabditida; Trichostrongylidae
Source: the annotation of a GenBank genome assembly